Molecule: messenger RNA, 1791 nt
Organism: Daldinia caldariorum
Lineage: Eukaryota; Fungi; Ascomycota; Sordariomycetes; Xylariales; Hypoxylaceae
Exons: 4
Coding region: 1-1791 (596 amino acids)
Molecular function (GO): Hsp90 protein binding
Source: RefSeq, a predicted model, not a curated record
AUGGCCUCUGUAGACGAGCUUAAAGCUCUGGGCAACAAGGCUAUCGCUGACAAGAAGUUUGACGAAGCCAUUGAUGCCUUCACCAAGGCUAUCUCCAUCGACCCAAACAACCACAUUCUUUACAGCAACCGUUCCGCUGCCUACGCUUCUAAGAAGGACUGGACAAAUGCUCUGAAAGAUGCCGAGAAGACAACUGAGCUCAAGCCGGACUGGCCGCGAGGAUGGGGCCGCAAGGGCGCAGCCUUACACGGCUCCGGUGACCUUCUAGGUGCCAGCGAUGCCUACGAAGAAGGUCUUAAGCUCGACCCUAACAAUGCUGGCUUAAAAAGCUCUCUCGCUUCCGUCCAGCGAGCGAUGGAACAAGAGGCCGGUGCUGGCUUCGGUGGUGACCCAACAGGUGGACUUGGCAAGAUGUUUAGCGAUCCUAAUCUUCUUCAGAAGCUGAUGAACAACCCAAAGACCAGUGGCUUCCUCGCUGAUCCAUCAUUCAUCGCAAAAAUCCAGGCUAUACAGAAGAACCCCCAAAACACUCAAGAGUUGUUCAGCGACCCUCGAAUGAUCCAAGUACUAGGAGUUUUGAUGGGUAUUGACAUGCAAAUGGGAGGCCCUGACGAUAUUCCUGGCGCUACCGCUGCCGCUGGCGCGUCUUCGGGAGCUAAAGAGGCGGAGGAGGACGUCGAAAUGCCAGACGCCGCUGCGGCUGGUUCCAAUGCCCAAUCUAAGCCCGAACCUGCCAAGGCCCCUGAACCUGAGCCUGAACAUGAAUUGGAUGAGGAAGAGAUUGCCAAGAGAAAGGCAAAGGAGGAGGCUGACAAGGAGAAGGCGCUGGGUACUGAAAAUUACAAGAAGCGUAAUUUCGACGAAGCCAUAAAGCACUAUACUAAGGCUUGGGAGUUGCACAAGGAUAUAACAUAUCUCAACAACCUUGGUGCUGCUUAUUUCGAAAAGGGUGACUACCAAGCUUGCAUUGACACCUGCACUAAGGCUAUCGAAGAAGGCCGUAUGAUUUAUGCCGACUUCAAGACGAUUGCUAAGUCGUACGCGCGCAUUGGUUCAGCCUACGAGAAGCAAGGAAAUCUCGCGGCCGCCAUCGAAAAUUACCAGAAGUCCCUGACAGAGCACCGAACACCCGACACAGUGAAUAAGCUCCGCGCCGCCGAGCGCAGAAAGAUUGAAGAGGCCAGGAAGGCCUACAUCGACCCGGAAAAGGCCGAGGAAGCCCGAGAGGAAGGAAAUAAGAAAUUCAAGGAGCAGGACUUCCCCGGCGCUGUUGCGGCAUACUCUGAGAUGAUCAAGCGUGCCCCGGAUGAUCCUCGUGGAUACAGCAACCGUGCUGCCGCCUUUGUUAAGCUGUUCGAGUUCCCGAGUGCCCUCGAUGACUGCAAUGCGGCUAUCAAGAAGGAUCCCAAGUUCAUCAGGGCGUAUAUUCGCAAGGCGCAGAUUUACUUCGGCAUGCGAGAGUACUCCAAGUGUAUCGACGCUUGCAACGAGGCUACCACGGUGGACAGCGAGUAUCACAACAACGCCAAUGCCCGGGAGAUCGACCAGCUGCAGCAAAAGGCUCUGCAGGCUAUGUACUCCGCCCGAGAGAAUGAGACUGAAGAGCAGACUCGGGAGAGGUUGAUGAAAGACCCGGAGAUCAUGAGCAUCAUGCAGGAUCCUGUUAUGCAAUCCAUUCUCCAGCAAGCCCAGUCCGACCCCGCGGCGCUGCAGGAACACAUGCGCAAUCCUAAUGUCCGUUCUAACAUCCAGAAGCUUAUUGCGGCUGGCGUGAUCCGAGUUGGACGAUGA